Molecule: messenger RNA, 1144 nt
Organism: Salmo salar (Atlantic salmon)
Lineage: Eukaryota; Metazoa; Chordata; Actinopteri; Salmoniformes; Salmonidae
Gene: utp23
Product: UTP23 small subunit processome component
Cellular component (GO): small-subunit processome
Source: RefSeq, marked provisional
GCCUUGAUUCUGACGUUUUGUUUCCAGACGAACAUAUUCAGCUGUUACUCAACCAAGGAAACGUGUGUUUAUAUUUUCCAUGCAACUAGAUUUUAUUGGUUAUGUGAUUUGUUAUUAAUCUGUGUGUAGUAGUAAACCGAUACUGACGAAAAUUUACAGAAUAUACGUAAUGCAAUUGCGUCCAUUUGAGUGAUAUUUUUCAGUAAGUAAUCCUGUCGGACAAGCUCGUUAGCUCUUUUUAGUACAUUCUUGGGCUAGCAAGCUAGUCACAAUGACGAUCAAGCGACAAAAGAAAGCCAAGAAAAACAUCAAUUUCUACAAACACAACUUCAGUUUUAGAGAGCCCUUUCAAAUUCUCAUCGACGGGACGUUUUGCCAGGCGGCUCUGAAGAAUAAGAUUCAAAUCAAAGAGCAGAUGCCGAAAUACCUCAUGGGGGAGGUGCAACUUUGUACUACAAAUUGUGCGCUGAAGGAACUUGAAUCACUGAAAGACCUCUAUGGUGCCAAACUCAUCCUGCAGCGGUAUCAGGUUAGGAACUGCAAGCAUUUCAAGAACCCUGUCUCUGCGUCUGAGUGUCUGCACUCCAUGCUGGAAGGGACCAAUUCACACCACUACUUUGUUGCCACACAGGACCAAGAGCUGACAGCAGGCCUGAAGAAGAUCCCAGGCGUGCCUCUUAUGUAUAUCAUCUCCAACACCAUAGUGUUGGACAAGCCCAGCCAAUGCUCGGUUAACCAUGUGGAGGCUGUGGCUCUGGGAGAGAUGGUCACCCCAGCCCAGCAGCAGAGCAUCAACAGCCUGAAGGAGGUGCAGGGGAUCGGGCAGGAUGGAGAGCGCCGGGGCAAGAAGCGUAAGAGGAAAAUCUCCAAUCCCAACCCGCUCAGCUGCCUAAAGAAGAAGAAAAAACAGCCACCGACGCAGCCUCUUAAGACUGAGGGUGAGAAGAAGAAACGGAACCGUCAAAGGAAACGUAGCAAACCAGAGGGAGGCAAGGGUCCAUCCCUCAAACCGCUCCCAAACACUUAGUGUGGUGGGAAGAGACUUGUUUUGCCAGGGCAGUAAAAAUAGCUGCUUUUUCCCCCCCCACUGUUCCCAAAGGUUGAAAUUUGAACAGCUGAAUAUAAUAAAUGUAUACCUCUUUAC